Erpetoichthys calabaricus (reedfish) is the source of this 6979-nucleotide messenger RNA. RefSeq lists its product as uncharacterized. The coding region runs from base 325 to 5058 and encodes 1577 amino acids. NCBI's taxonomy places the organism in Eukaryota, Metazoa, Chordata, Cladistia, Polypteriformes, Polypteridae. The record is from RefSeq and is a predicted model, not a curated record. The transcript has 22 exons.
UCUAAUAUAUUCUAAUCUAAUCUAAUUGAAUCUUCGCUUUAUUUUGAGAUUAUCUUUGGAUCACAGUUUUCACAAAUCGUCUGACACAACUCUCUGUAAGAAAACACCUGAUAUGUUUUGUGCAGAGGAUGUUGUUAUUCCUAAUAUCAAAAUAGCUCUUAAUGACUCUGUUUCAUUGGAAACUAGAUUGACAUUCUCUAUUUUUGAAAUAUUUUUUAACCACAGGCUCUAAUUUUCUGCAUUGUAACGGUACUUUGGGCACCCAUUCUAAAUGCAGCAGUCAGAAGUGACGGGAUUUUACAUCUCUCCCUACCAGCUUUAAGAAUGAACGAUCAUCAAGCAGAGAAGAUGGUUUUAAAAAACCCUAAAAAACCACCUUUGAAACGUUUAAUGGUCCAAAGUAACGUUGCCAUUCCUCAUGAUUGUAUAAGUGGGCCAGGAGGUUUUCUCUCAUUUUCUGACAACUGUGGCUACAUGAAACAGUGCAAUUUGCAUCAUUCACAUUCUAUGCAAAAGGCUUCCCAAAAAGAUGUCUUGUCUGGAAGAUUGUCAAACAAUGUGUUAAGGCAUAGAAGCUUCAAAUACCCGAGCUAUACAACUCAUGAAUGUACAAAUUCAAGAACAUCUUGUCAGAAAGCAUCAGAGAACUGCAGGUUUUGCUCUGGAUACUCAGAAUGUUCUGAAGAAGAUCUACUUCCAUUCCAUUAUAGUAAAGAUAGUACUCUACAGGCAUCAGCUUCUGUUAAGGUUGAUGUUCAGAUGGAGACUGGUUUAGUAAACUGUAAAGUAGUGGACUCACCUCAGGAAUUUUCCAUGACUGAUGUUGUAGAACAAGGUUCUUGUGUUUCCAGCCAGAUGGACAGUAGGAAAAAUGGCAACUCACUGAAUGCUUUGCCAUCAGAUCCAUCUUCAUAUGAAACAUGUGCAUCUGUUCAGUCAGGAUCAUCUUCCAGCCUUCAUCACUCAUUAAUCAAUCCUUCAAAUGCUUGUCGUAAUUUGGCUCAAGGGUACAGAAAAUGUCAGCCUUCGAGCACCUGUGAAAAUCAAUGUAGUCACCUUUCUAAGACAGUUUUAACAGGUGAGAGUCACUCACAUGAAAGCAGUACUGUUGAUUUUCUGCAUUCUGAGACAAUGACGACUUCCAUGUCCUGUUGCGUUGUGCACCAGUGUGCUGUGGGACACACAUUUAGUGGAAAGCCAUCAUCUUCCUGGGGAAGAGAAAGCAGUGUCCCUGAACCUUUGGAAUUUCCCAACAGGCCCGUAAGGAUGGCUCAGUCAUCCAAGGCAUAUUCAUUUGGAAAGCAAGAUCUUCAAACUCCUGGUAGCACUGUUGCAGUGUCAGUUGUGGCCUCUAUAGCUCAUGAAGGCCAGAGAAGAUUUCCUCCCAGCCCCAAAAAGAUAAGGGGAUGUUUUGAGGGACAGUUGAAUCAAGCUAAUGCAUCACUUGAGUGUAUGCUUACACCAGAGCUAGAUACCAAUGACCUAAAUAUGCAUUUGCAGGGGAAGUUCUGCAGGUUUCAAGGGAGUCUGAAAAGUGCUGUUCUCAAAAGCCCUUCAGACUCAUCACAUGUUGGUUCACAUCUGCAUACAGCAUCAUACACUGAUGGUAAUCUUCUACAUAAAAAUGAGCAAAAGGUGAACAGAGCCAGUCUUUAUCUCAACUUGAAAAGAAGCAGCAGUGUGGGCAAAUUCAGUCUCACACCUUUCUCCUCUAGAAGGUAUGGACUGUCACUUAACAGUUAUCAAAAUGGGGGCAUGAAUGAUCCUGCCUGUUUUAAAGCAGAAGGAGAUGGACAAAAAGGGCAAGGCCACUUGCCACUAAAAGAGACUAAAUUGGACAGAUAUCAGCAUCAUAUCUCAGUCAGCUCUUCCAUUAGCUUUCAAACAAAUGAAAGAAUGGAUGAAAUAAGGCAUGGCAGGGAGAAAAUAGUGCAAAAAGGCCCUCACAGUGAAAGCCACAACAAUUUACAGUCAUUUCCUAAUCUAGUAAUGAUGCCUUUACAUUAUUCUACUGAAAGUACAAAAGAAAGGUUUCUAAAGCCAUACAGACAACAGCUGCUUUACAGAUAUUUCAAUGCAUGGAAAGACUAUGUCAUAUUAAGAGAUGCUGCUGCUAGGUUUGUGAAUGAAAGCCAUCUUCUGCGCAAGGGGUUGGCAGCUUUGCAAUGUGCUGUACAAAUCCGCCACAUGCAAAUGAGUAGCAUUGCUGCAAGAAGUAGGAAGAGGAUCUUAACAGCUUACUUUAACUUGUGGAAGUUUGCAUUUGCUGAGAGUCAAGCACAUGGUGACUAUCCAUUCCAAUACCUUUCAAAUCAGGACUCUCAUGUAAGAGAACUAAGUCGGUCAACCAACAAUCAGUUUUUCAUCAAGCCUACUACCACAGAGCAAGUGAACUCAAAUGUUAGUACAACAUGUAUGAAAAUGGCAGAAGCACACUACAGUGUGACACUCCUGUCAAAACACUGGAUUGUGUGGAGUAAGGCCAUGAUUAAAAACAGUCAGAGAAAUCAACAGGAAAUCUUAGCUCUUGUUUAUGAAGGAUACAACUUGAAAAGGAUGGCAUUUGUGACCUGGAUGGAGCAUUUCUAUAAAAAAUGUCUGGCCACGCAUCAUCAUAGACGUGCUCUACUUUCCUGUGUUUUCAAGGUCUGGUGGACUCGAGUGCGGGAUGCUCAGGUUGUAUGGCAAAUACAAUUCCAACAGAGUAUGACAUUUUACAGGAAUGUCCUGAUAAGAAGGAGUUUUCAGCUUUGGUGGCAGACACUCACUGUGAAAAAAACUUUAGAGAAGCACCAAUGUCGAAUAGCAAGAAAGUUCAUAAUCCGUUGGAUACAGGCUGUCUGUAGGAAGAAAUUGAAAAAGAUGCAGUUGAUGGCUAGCCAGCAUCUGAAAAGGAAAAGGCUGGAAAAUGCAUUAAGAAUAUGGCAGUUGCUAAAGGAAAAGAAUGGUGUUGAACAAGCUCAAAUGAAAGAGUGCUGGCUACUUCUGGAAAGAAACAAAAUGAAGGUGGCUUUCAGAGUCUGGAGGGAAUGUUAUUGUGAAAGAAAGAGGUUGCAGCCACUGAUCUCAAUUAUUCGAAAAAGACGACUGUCAAGUUGUUUCCAGAGCUGGAGAGAAGUUGUGCUUCAAAAAUAUAUCGCCUUUCGUCAUUGCAUUCAGCUUCAAAGAUUAACAGUAAAGACGUGUUUUACCCAUUGGAGAUGGCUCCUGAAGCUUCAGUAUUUACAAAAAGCUUUCAUCUUGAGAACAGCAAAAAGAAGAGAGCAGCAAACCACCAACUGCUCUAGAGGAUUUCCACAAGAAUUGUUGAACAGAAGUGUGAAGACAUUGCAUGAUCACUUAUUGCUUCAGAAGGCUUUCCAUAAAUGGAAAGAAGAAUGCCAGAAGCAAUUGGAACCCAGCUUCCUGUUUCCAGAGGAUAAGCAGUGCAGAGUACAAGCAGUACUUACACGCUGGCACACUUUAACAAAGGAAGCUUUGGAAGGCAGAGCUGUAAGAUCCAUCACUAAAUUAAGCAGAACUACUUUAUCUUUACUGGAUGUGUCCACCAUGUCAUUGGGGUUUUAUAGCACGUCACCAAAUUGUGUUCCUUCCAAAAUUACUCUUGGUUUUAAAGAGAAGACUGUUUCUGAUCAAACACUCCAACAUCGUGAUCCUGUGGUACUGGCCAGCAUGGACAAGAUGUGCAUUGAUCUCAAGAGAAAGCUGGAGUUCCGCAAAUUGCACUGGUGCUUCUUCCAUUGGUUUGCAGAGAUGUACAACUUCCAAAAUGUAACAUUUCAUCAUCAACGUACUCUGAUGUCAAGAAUGCUUGCAAACUGGCGGACUCAGACAAAGAUGAGGAUAACAAGAAGAAAACUCCUGGGUUUAUUUCAGCGCCAAUCGCAGAUGAAACUCUUGACAUCGUAUUUCAAAGAGUGGUGUACAAAACUAAUGGGAAGUCAAAGAAGAAAAUGCACCCUUCAGCUUUCCAUUUUCAAGCUUCAUCACUUUCAGCAAGCAACCUUUUUCCACCGAUGGAGAAUGGCCACCAGAGGGAGGCAAACUCACAAGAAGCACUGUCAGCUAAUCAUCACACAGGCAUUUUGCUGGUGGAAAAAAGUAGCAAUCAGCAGCAAGAAAGUUCGGCACAUUGUACAGCAGAGGAGAAUGGCAAGUUUGAGGCUAUACUUUAUUUCUUGGCACAUUAAAUUUAAAGAAAGCAAAGACCUACAGAUGAAGACCAAAGUGUUUUGUAUUAGCAGAAAUAAACACAGAGUGUCUCAAGCUUUUUCAAUGUGGGUAACUUGCUAUCUGAGUCAGUGUAAUGCAGAUGAACUCUACCAGAGACAUUUAUUACAAAGAGUAUUUUUGCAGUGGCAGAACUUUGUUUGCAACUUGAAACAGCGCUUAGCAUAUAGCAACAAAAUCAUAACUGCCCUACGAAUAAGGACAAUCUUUAAUAUGUGGAGAAAACAAGCAGACAUUCUUCCUAAGAGAAGACUUUUAACUCUCAAGAUCACUCAGACUCAACAGGUCAACCUUUUGAGGUUAAUUCUGAUAUCAUGGAGUCAGCUGGCAUUGUCUAGAAGACAUCGUGUUCAAUACCUCAGCAGAAAAUAUUUUACUCGAUGGGCUCUAGUAGCCUUGGGACCACAGCAGGAGGAUAUGACAGAAAACCUCCAAAAUCGGAGCCAGAGAAAAUUUAGAACUUACCUUAGCAAAAAGUACUUUAUGAGGUGGAGGCAUGAAUCUCUGCUGCAGCAGUAUCAAAAGAGAAAGGUGGUGCAGAUAAAAAUAAUUGCUUGGAACCAGUGGAAGGAAUUUGCUGAAGCAGAGCUUUUCAUUAAAAACAUUAAUGAACGACAAAAGUUAGACAAAGCCUGGAUGGAAUGGCGGAAGAGGUUCAUUCAGAUUCAAGUCGCUCAGAAUUUCAUGGCUAAGCAACAGAAAGCACUGCUGUUUGAAGCUUUCUCUGCAUGGUGCAGUCUGGUUUAUCCACAGAAGUCUAAAGAGAAGUUACUGGGACAUGUCCAUACCAGUAUGCAGGGGCACACAAGAGAAGGUGAAACAGAAUAAGUGAAUAUCCUACAACAGCAAAAAAGGUCCAAGGGUGCAGAAGACAGUGCUUUUGUUACUUUAUCUCAUGUAUCAUCUUAAUCAUAAUCAUUUAUGCCAAACAAAUACAGCUUGUUCCAUCUGCACCUUGCAUCCAUAAGAGUUAAAGGACAAGCAUUUUAUAUUUUUAGAGAAACCUUCAAGGUUUCUCUGUUUGAUAGCUAAGUGUCUACUUUCAGGAGCACUUUGCCAAUGAAGAGUCAGUUAAAUAUAUUGUCUUCCCCUGUGCCAUCCCAUGCAGGAGUCUAAUGUGGGGAAAAAGACAAAAUGCACUAAAAGUCAACUUUUUCUAUAUUCUUUGUAGCUGUUUGCUGCAACUGUACUGUAUCUUUUUAUUUGUGUUCUGUCAGAGUUUUGGCACAUUUUUAUUAAAUUUGGUGUAAGAAAAAUUCAACAUCUCUCGUCAAAUAGUAGUAUGACAUUAGAUCUGCCUAUGAAAAUGACCCAGUAAGAAGGCAUUUUCAUGAAACAUUCUGUAGGAGAAAUUAAAAAAAUACACAUACCAAAGAAUAUGUGCAGCAAAGUGCUAGCCACAAUGUGUCUUUUAUUUCACAGUAGUAACAAUAAUGUGUCUACAGAUAAACAAGUAACGUCAUCAUAAGGGCAACAGUGUCGUGACAGGAGAUUAAAUGUCUUCAGAAAAAGGGAACAAAUAGUCUGACAGAAGAUUAGGUGCCAAAGAGGGCGUGAACUCAUAGACAUAGUGUUCAAAUAAUCUGACGGGAUUAGGGUGUGGUGCUGAUGACAGGACUGAGCACAUCCUUGGAGGCCAGUUGUUCAUUAGAACCAACCCAGAUGCCCUUUCUCUGUUACACGUUUUCAAUGUUUUUAAGAGUUGUUACUCUCUUUUUAAGUCUGUAUUUCUUAAACCAUUUUUAAUUGUUAGUAGUUGGGUGACUGGUGUGGUCAGUACCCACAAUUAUGCAGGGAGAAGAUCAGAAGAAUAUCUGUAUUACUGCAUCCAGAAUUAAAAUGAAAAAAAUGCUGGCUUUCAUUUACCCUGUGAACAGUAUCCAAAAACAGGGAUCUGAGUUCAGGUCAUUGCCGUAAUGACAUUUACAUGGACACUCCAUGAGCACACUGGUUUUCUUCCUUUUCCCAGUUCCCAGUGGUUUAAGUGGGUGUGCGCGUGUUUGCCUCCCAGUAUGCUGGGGGAGAGAGUUGGUGUCCACUUUGUGCUCAGUGCAGCCCUCACAAGUCUGUAAUGGAAAUGCGGUUUCAGAAAAUAAAUGAAAAUUAAAUCAGUUCUUGUUUGUCUUCCCAGCUACAUUCUUCAACUUUAGGCGGAGCUACAACCUGUCUUUCUAGCUUUAAAAAGAAAACAUUGAUAACAAUGGUGUGCUAUGUUUUUGGAUGUACAAUUACAAAUAAAGUUGUUUGGCUUAGCAUCGCAAUGCUUACCUGCACAUCACCAUAACGCCUUGUUUACCAUUUUGUAGGAGUAGCCACAUCAUGUCAGCUGUCACCUGCCUUCAGGUGAGGUAGGCAGACAAGACCAUUAGCCUUGAACAAUGGCCUUUAUGUAGCAGCACGGCGGUCUUUAGACGUUUUGGUGAUUGUAUGGGAGUCAUCAUAUGCAUUCUGGUUCCAGUGUUUGUUUUAGUUCACAAUGUACCAUUAUUCUACAGUUAUUGUUUAUUAACAUUGUUUAUGUCUUUCACUUUCUGGUGUCAUAGGUUAGUAGAUAAUACUGGUUAGGUAACGGCAGUGACAUUAGGGAGAUGGCUGUGUUUCUUCAAGGAACUGACAACAAUGCAAAUGUUUUCCUGCAGUUCAGCUAUUGUCAUGUUUGAAUCUGGCAUGCUGUUGUUCUGUAAGUGAACUGAGAAAAAAAUCUUUAAUGUUCCACAUAAUCAGUAUUUUAAGACUAUUUAUUUUAUUU